Colias croceus (clouded yellow) is the source of this 2127-nucleotide messenger RNA. RefSeq lists its product as uncharacterized. Gene Ontology annotation, molecular function: zinc ion binding; nucleic acid binding. Lineage: Eukaryota; Metazoa; Arthropoda; Insecta; Lepidoptera; Pieridae. The record is from RefSeq and is a predicted model, not a curated record. The transcript is spliced from 2 exons. Bases 353 to 1966 code for a protein of 537 amino acids.
ACGGUAAAGUCCCUGAGAGGCGAGUUGUUAGAGGAGAGGUGCGGUCUUGCCUCCGACAGUUGGUUUUGAGGAGCGAUAGCGUUAACACUGUAAUAUUUUAUCUUUUAUAAGAAAGUAUUGUGAGUGAGUUAUUUAGUGAAAAGACACUGUUAUCUGUUUAAUUACUUGAUAUUGUUAUUAUAGACUUAGAUUGUAUAAGAAAAGUGUGUUCUAAACAGAUAUACCUUGACUGUUAUAUGUAAGCUGGUAUUGUGAACUACUUAUAGUGAGUGAUCUGCGAUUAAAGACAUAUUAAUUAAUCAAAGUGUUUAAUUUAUAUCUUUUGGACAUUAUAUUUGGUGGCAGCGGUGGGAUGAAGAGGUCGUCAGGAAACGGCCGCUUCGUGCGGAUGAAACGUCCAAAAGCUUAUCAGGAUCAAGUAAGUGAUGAAGAUGAGGAGGUUCUGUAUCGUAAUGUCGUCGAGUCUAUUGUGACUAAGAAGCUAAAUGAUCUAGCGUCUGAAAAAAUGACCAAGUCUAAGAACAGUGAAGUGAAUGCAGAUCGUCUUAUACCGGAUUUUGAUCCAGAAAACAAAGACAUGAAUGUCACUAGUUGGAUCAAAAAGAUUGAACAACUUGGAGAGAUCUACAAGUGGAGCGAUGAAGUGAAGUCCUUUCAUCUACAAUCAAAAUUACAAGGACAAGCUCGCACUUGGUUCAACCGAUUGGACUCAUACGAGUAUUCAUGGAGUGAAUGGAAGACGAAGCUAACUAAAGCUUUCCCUAGAUAUCAUGACUAUGCGUCACUCCUAGAUGAGCUUAUGAAUAGGAAGAAACAAGCGGGUGAAAGCAUGACUAAGUACUAUCAAGAGAAGCUAGCAAUGUGCUACAGAUGCCAAAUAAGUGGGCAAGCUGCUGUUUCGUGUAUCAUCCGAGGUCUCCCCUUAGAGCUGCAAGCUAAUGCUCAAGCAUUCCAGAGUGGCAGCCCGGAUGACCUAUAUGAAGGAUUUUUGUCCGCUUUAGACAGUUACAAACCCUCAGAAAAGCCUAACUCUACAUUGAUACCUCAAUCUUCAAGAAUUAUUAAUAAAGGCCAUUAUGUGAGCACACAGAGAAUGGUUGCAAAGAACAAUGGAACCCAAGAUCCAUCCCAGAUUUGCUAUCGGUGUAAGGAACCCGGACACACAGCACCACAGUGUACUAUGCCAGAUAUGCGAAAAUGCUAUCGCUGUGGUAAAACUGGGCACAUAGCUAAUCGGUGUGCAGAAAAGACAGGUGGAGAAAUGACUAAGAAAAUACAAAUACUAGCAGAAACAAAAAAUUCAUUUGUGAAAACUGUAUGUGUAAACAACAUAUUGACAAAAGCAUAUAUUGACACAGGGAGUGAGGUGAAUGUCAUGUCAUUGACCGCAGCAGAAACAUUGAAUUUGAAACUGAAACCCUCAUUCAAGCGACUAAGUGGUUUUACUGGUGCACAAGUUCAAGCAAAAGGAGAGGUGAAUUUUGACAUAAAAAUUGAUCAGAUACAAAUGAAUACAAGUGCAUUAGUUGCAGAUGUGGAAAUGGGAAGUAUAGCUCUCAUUAUUGGACAAACAAUCUUGAACCGAAGCGAUAUCAACUUGAAUGUUUCUCAACUGAAAGCUGAAUUAAGCAUGAAUAAUACUAACCCAGUGAACACUAUCUGUGCUAUUGAGGCAACUGCAAGUUAUAAGGUAUUGCUGGAAGAAGAUAUAACAAUCCCAAGAGGUGAUAGCUUGGUGAAAGUUUACAUAGAAGACAAACCAAUAGGCAUGAUGUGUUCAAGAUCAAGACAGUUCAGCCUUGGGGAGGUGGAGUAUGCAAUAGCAAGUAGCCUGAUUCGAGAUGGUAGCGGUUAUGUGAGAGUCUGCAAUCUUGGGAGCGCAGAGAUUCACUGGAAGAGGGACAGUACUAUAUCAAGGGCGGAGAGGUGUGAUGCUGUGGAGGUUUCAGAGGAUGGCCGACUGUAACGAGGAGCGAUGAGAGGCGCGUAAAGGUGAGGUGUGUAGAGGAGAGGUGAGGUGAGGUGAGGUGCAGAGGGGGCAAGACAUUUUGGCUAUGCGUUGUAAAUUGAGACGGGACUGUACCGAAGGGGAUUCACGGAUGUCGAGACAAAGCUCUCUUGUUCUAG